This is a messenger RNA of Macrosteles quadrilineatus (aster leafhopper), 2229 nucleotides long. RefSeq names its product E3 SUMO-protein ligase ZBED1-like. NCBI's taxonomy places the organism in Eukaryota, Metazoa, Arthropoda, Insecta, Hemiptera, Cicadellidae. The record is from RefSeq and is a predicted model, not a curated record. Gene Ontology annotation, molecular function: DNA binding; protein dimerization activity. The transcript is spliced from 2 exons. The coding region runs from base 247 to 2229 and encodes 660 amino acids.
UCUGACUCUGUUUGUGGUGUUGAAACUGGUGAAUAACUGCAGUAUAAAGUUGAAUUCAUUUAAAUAUUACCACAGAGAGUGGUGAAAUAAGUAAAUGUCAUAGAAACUAGGGUAGAAUAAAACGUUAGUUCAAUUAAGAUAUUGACGUUGGAUUUUAUUUUUUAGAUAACGUCUACUUCGUUUUGGUUCACUUUAAGUUUUUAAGUAAUACUUCAAUUUAAGUGACGAGUGACUUAGGGCUGUGCAAUGAGUGAAGACGAGGAUGAUCCUGGUUUGCCUAACCUUGAAGCUCAGGGCAGUAGGCCUACAGUAGGCUCUGCGGAAACGCAAGAUGGAGGUAGUACCAGUGGGACUUCUGGGCUUUUGUUUAAUAUUAAAAAUAAGACGCCAAUUUGGAAAUAUUUCCAUAAGGAUGACAAGGAUUCCAGUAAGGCUAUUUGCAACAUAUGCCAAGCCAGAAUAGGCAUAAAGACGGGCAGUACAACAAGCCUACAGAGGCACUUGAUUGCAAAACACAAAAACCAGGCAGAUAAUUUUAAAAAAGAACAAUCAAAAAAGGACGAAUUGUCGAAGCAAAAAAAGACGAAAAAGGAUGACAAAAAACAGCAAACCUUAGGGCAAUGCCUGGACAUGCAAACGACUUGGCCAUCUGACCAUCCUAAGGCAAAAUCAUUAACAAACAAGAUAGGUAUAUGGAUGGCCAAGAAUCUCCACCCAUAUUCCCUGGUAGAGGAGGAAGGGCUUGUUGAUGUGCUUAAGGAAGCCUCUCCGAAAUAUAAACUGCCUUCCAGAAAUACUUUUUCAAGAAGGGUAAUACCCGAACUUUAUGAAACGACCAGGCUAAAUAUUUCUAAAGAAAUCGAAAAUGAUCUCACCAAUGUCAUGUCACUAAGUUUUACAGCAGAUUUAUGGACAUCAAGAAGUAACGAUCCCUUUAUUGCCGUAACCCUCCAUUACGUGUCAAACGAAUUCAAGAUGAAACGUUUUUGUCUAGGUAAUGAAUAUCUGCCCGGUGAGCACGAUGGUCCUAAGCUCGCAGAGAAAAUCAAACAGAUUGCAGCCGAGUGGGGGAUCCAGGAUGACACAGUUCCCAUAUUUUCAGUAACAGACAAUGCUGCAAAUAUGGUGGCAGCCAUGAGACUCCUGCCAUGGACACAUAUAACAUGUUUUGCGCACACACUACAACUGGCACUAAAAGACGCAAAGAAAAAUACUACUGGAAUGAUGAGUAUGCUGUCUGCAGCCAGGUCUAUAGUAGGCCAUUACAAGAGAAGUUCAUCGGCCCAACAAAGACUUCAUUCCUAUCAAAAAAAUCUAGGCAAGAAAGAAGUCGAGUUAGUUCAAGAUUGCGAAACUCGUUGGAACUCGGAGUACCAGAUGCUCAGUCGUCUGGUACAACAAAAAGAGGCCAUUUCUGGUGAAUUGAUAUCGUCAAGGAGUAACAUUAACAACCUGUCCAUGACCGAGUGGAAGAUGGCUGAGGAGUACAUAGACAUACUAUGCCCUCUAGACGAGGCAACUACUAAAGCGUCAGCCAGCAAGUUGCCGACUAUGUCUAUGGUUUAUCCAUUGGUAUCAACGAUAGAAGACAUCUUGGAGAAAAGAUUGCGGGAAAAGAAACCUGGUGCAACCUUUUGUAGGAAUUUACUGUUAUCCAUGAAGACUAGGUUUUCCCAUGUAAAAUCAGAUAACCUCUACAAAGCGUGUAUGGCAGUUGAUCCCCAUUUUAAAUGUGUUUUGCUCAAACCACAUGAGAAAUCACUUUUGAAAGAUAGGUUUGUGAGUGAAGCCAUAUCUUCCUAUGAAAAGCAGACAAAGACGACAGAGGUUCAACAGAGUCAAACACCGGAAAUAGACAAACCUGGGAGCAGUAAUGUCACUGAUUUUUGGAAGAACUUUGAAAUCCUAGCAUCAAGUCAAUCAAGUUCAACAGUAGUCGAAGAGACUGAGACUGCAAUGGAUCAUUCGCUGUGUUUGUCUGAACUUGAUGUUUUUUUCAACGGACCAAGGAUCUCCCCACAAGAAGACACUCUUGAGUGGUGGAAGAACAACCAGCAUAAAUACCACUAUAUUGCACCCUUGGCUAGAAAGUACCUAGGAAUCCCAGCUACGGAGGUGGAGAGUGAGAGGGUGUUCUCCUCUGCAGGGAACGUUGUCAAUGUAAGAAGGGAGUCCCUGACAGUUGAACAUGUAAAGGAACUUGUGUUCUUACAUCAAAAUCUAAAAUAA